This is a messenger RNA of Lingula anatina, 3899 nucleotides long. Its product is annotated as ras-related protein Rab-3. Lineage: Eukaryota; Metazoa; Brachiopoda; Lingulata; Lingulida; Lingulidae. The record is from RefSeq and is a predicted model, not a curated record. Gene Ontology annotation, molecular function: GTPase activity; GTP binding.
AUUGAUUUGUAGAUAUUUAUGAAUCAUACAUGUUGGUUGGAAAGUUGUAGUCUUUAGAUUCUUACACAUUCACCAACCACUGAGCUACUUGAAAUGCAGUAACUGACAUGCAUCAGGUUGGUGAAAGUUAAACUAUGAGCUCAGUUAAGCUUCUAGUUUCUUCAAAACAGCAUUGCAAGAGAACUGGAUUCCUCAGUUACUAAUUGAAGGAUUUUUCAGAACACUACUACGAUGCUGGUGUUUAUUGCUUGCAAUAAAUGCAUGGUGGCCUGAUAGUAUGUGUGCUAUUUAAGACUAAAAUGGAGACACAAGCAACUAAGGACUUUUAUCGAAAGAUGGCGUCUGCAAAUGAUUCAAAAUGGCAGAAAGAUGCAGCAGACCAGAAUUUCGACUAUAUGUUCAAGCUUCUGAUCAUUGGCAAUAGCAGUGUAGGCAAGACCUCGUUUCUCUUUAGAUACGCAGAUGAUUCCUUCACAUCAGCAUUUGUCAGCACAGUGGGAAUAGAUUUCAAAGUUAAAACAGUAUUUCGUCAAGACAAACGUGUGAAAUUACAAAUAUGGGACACAGCAGGCCAGGAGAGAUACAGGACAAUCACCACAGCAUACUACAGAGGUGCUAUGGGCUUCAUCCUCAUGUAUGAUGUCACCAAUGAGGAGUCUUUUAAUGCUGUGCAAGACUGGUGCACACAAAUAAAGAUGUACUCUUGGGAUAACGCACAAGUUGUCCUAGUGGGCAAUAAGAGCGACCUAGAGGAGGAGCGUGUGGUCACAACUGAGCGAGGAAUGCAGCUCGCACACCGCCUAGGUCUGGAGUUCUUUGAAACAUCUGCCAAGGAGAACAUAAAUGUGAAGGCAGUCUUUGAGCGCCUAGUAGACAUCAUCUGCGAGAAAAUGUCUGAGAGUCUGGAUUCAGACCCCACAAUUGUCAGCAACCAAAGAGGAGGCACCAGACUUACAGAAACACCAAACCAGCAGGCUAGCAAUUGUCAGUGCUGAAUAACUAUAUGGUCAGGGCAGAGGCAGAUACAGUGGGAGGGAGAGGGAUGGCCUCCAUGGGGAUUAUGUUGAUAGAAUUCUCAUAUACUGGGACGGACAGUUGUACAGAUAGAGAACUAUUUAUAUUCACUCAUUGGGCUAACAUGAAAAUUGGGAAUAUAUAAUGCAGUUCAAGUUGACAAGAGGUGGGUUGGGGGGAAGGGUAGAGAAUCAGUGUUGUAUAUAUUUGAGAAAAAUUAACUUGCCCUCACAUGUACCUCUAGCCACAACUAAGUGCAAUCAAAGUAAAAAUAUAUAUGUCUUUAAUUCUGACAAUUGUAAUCAUUAUCAUUUAAUCGCAAAAGGGAAAAUUUGAACCAUUUCAUGUUAACCAGUAUAGUGUUGUCAGUAAAUUUUUUCAGAAAAGAAAAUGAACGUAAUACAUGAAUACCAAUUAUUCCAGUGUGCUUAUGUCUUCAGGUCGUGUGAAUUUAUUCCUGUCCCAAAUAUUCGGAGGCAUAUUACAACUCCCUUCAUUUACUUGGCUAUUCUGGUACCUAAAAUGUUGUAUCAGCAUUAGUUUUGUGGAAUAUCAGGUGAUAGAAUUUUAUAGAAUGUAGUGUGUGUUAUUAUUUUCAAAUGUAUUGGACACCAUACUUGCAAAUUAAUCCAUGCUAGGUAUCGUGAGUUAGAAAUCCCUGUCCCCAGAGUAAGCACAUUCCACCAAGUAUAUUGAAAUUAUUUGUACACCCAUUGUUGUAUAUAUCUAAGUAUAACUAUAUCUAUAUCUAUAUAAAUCUCUUUUUGGCAUACUCUUCUAUGCUUGGCAUAUGUCAUUCCUUGGGGUACAAUGGUCCAAGAAUUCCACACAGCUUUUAAACUUACUGUUAUGGUUGUGAAAUAUAAUUUAGGCAUUGUUGUUUUUUAAAGUUGAUUUGUCUUAGUUGGGUUUGCAUUUAGACAGUUGCUAGAGUAUCCCUUUGGUGAGAUAUGAAAUUAUUUGUUAAAUCAGAAGUAUUGAUUUUUUUCUGUCAAGUAAGGAGGCUUUAUUGUAUCUCUUUUGUUCAAUUGUGCUGCAUUUCUACAUUUUGCUGCAUUUAACUACAGGACCAUUAACAGAAUGUAUAAGUGGGGGUGAAAUAAUUGUAUUAUACAGCUGUGUUCAUUGUGUCAUAUUCCCUGUUAGAUCAUUGUGUUCUAUUCACAAAAUGAUACAUGGGCAUGACAAUUUGGAAAGAUGAAUGGGGAGAGGAUUCAAUUAAUUCAGAAGUGUGGUGCUUUAAUACUUACAUGUAUGUGAAGGGAUAAGUAAGCAAAGUCUUUAAUGAUUUAUGUGUGCAAUUGUUACAUGUAGGUAUAAAUAGAUGCCUUUAGAGCAUCCCUAAGUUGCAGUUGUUUUACAAUAAGAAGUUGGAUAUUUCACUAACCAGUUAGCGGCAUUUCAACAGCUGACUAUAUAUUAAGAAGUUUUAUGACAUUUUGUGUAAUGCAUUCUGUUAGAAUAAUAAUAGUGUUUAUAGUUUAUGUGAUUAAGGUAGAAGUUUUCUUUUAAAGGAUGAAGAUAAUCUUGUCAAUAUGUCACCACAGCUUUAAAUGAACUUUUAAGACCAAGUUUUGUGUUUUUGGACCAAGCUUUGCAUUUUGGAAGAAAAGGGAGGUGUCGGAUAACAGUGUUAUUAAUAAGUUAACUAAUUUCUAGACUAAGGAGAGUUAUGGAAAUCCUGUUAUAUGAUAAUGUUGAUGGGAGAAAAAUAUUGAUUAAGGUUUCUGAUAUAUAUAUAACUUCUCUGUAAAAAUAGCCAAGGAUAAUUUUACAAAGUAUGAUUUCUGGAGAUCCCAGUAUACUGUGAAGAGAGUAUUGAUUUCCAUAAGCUUGCAGCAUUCUCCACAUCCGUUUGCAUUGCUUGUGAGCUUAUUGAUCUUCCACACUGCCAGACAUGAAUAUUGCAUUUAGAAAGAUCUUCAAGAUUCACCGCUUCCUUGAGUUUCUGAAAUCUAAUCACAUUCCAUCUUGCCACUUAAAGAAUACAAUUACAAACCUUAAAGUCACAUUUACCACUUAUCUCCCACCAACCAGUCCCCAUGGUGUUAUUUUAUGGCCUAUUAGACACUGAAGCAGGACAGAGAAUGCUGUCUCUAAGGUGGGGGGAUUUGUAAACGUCAAUCUUGACUGUUAAAUAAGUAUAUUGGAAAUGUCUCAAAGGGGGUUCAAGACAAUAUGGGGGAAAACGGCUAUAAUUUUUGUAAGUCUGUCUUUUAUUUUGUAUCUUUUUCAUGAUAUUUUUGCCAUAUUUAAGUGCAGAUAUUGUUUAACGGUUCAUCAUACUAAACCAGUUUAUUGCAUGGUAUUGUUUGCUAGAUUUUUUUGCUAUGUUUUACAAUUUUUCCUUUGCUAGAGGACCAGUGGGAACUAUGAAAUGUACACCCUUGAACUUCAGAUUAACAUCUCUCAGUACGUUUAUGAAGCACAGUCAAAGUCGAUUUGAGUGAAGAAGAUACUUCAUAGGUAAUAGAAAAACUUGUUAGACAGUUACUAGAUAUUUCGUAACAUUUAAUGUGUGAAUGUACUAAGGUGAUGGCAUCCUAGAUAGAUCAACUUGUACUUGUUUAUCGGAAAGUGCAUAGGACAUUGCAUUCAGUUAAUUUAUGGUAUACUUCGACUUAAUGUUCAAGAUGUGCAAUGAGAAUUAUCACCAAAAAUUGGAGAUAUGUGUAGGAUUCUAGUCCAGGCUGAUCAAAUAAUAAAAAGGAUUCAAGUGCAUGUGAGAUAAAAGCUGGUUGCUAGCUACUUUCUGGCACACCAAUUUCUUGUGAUAAUCUCCAUUCCAUCAUUUGUGUUCGAGUUCCAUGCAAACAAAUUAUAGCUCAUUAUGAUGUGCAUAUGUGAAUGCCCAAAAUUGGAAAUAAAUGCUGGUAUUGCACCCA